AUGUACAAAUCCUCACUUUUAGGAUGCUUCGCGCUCCUGUUCCCUGCCUUGAUCUCUGGCGCCCCUUCAUUUGCUGGCCUGGGCACGGUCGAGAAGCGUCAAGACUGCGUCUUUGACUCGGCUCUCAACCCCUCCUGCUGGGAUGGCACCCACGAUCUCUCAACCAACUGGUACGAGGAGGCUCCCCACACCGGAGUAGUCCGCGAGUACUGGUUCGAUGUCACCAACUCCACCAUGGCUCCUGACGGCGUCGAACGCAUGGUGCUGUCCAUCAAUGGAACUGUCCCUGGACCUACCAUCAUUGCUGAUUGGGGUGACACCGUUGUGGUCCACGUCAAGAACUCACUCCAGAACAACGGCACCAGCAUUCAUUUCCACGGUAUCCGCCAGAACUACACUAACGAGGCCGACGGUGUUGCCUCCAUCACCCAGUGCCCCAAUGCUCCCGGCGACUCCAUCACUUACACCUUCCACGCUUCCCAGUACGGCACGUCCUGGUACCAUAGUCACUUUGCUCUCCAAGCCUGGAACGGUGUCUUUGGCGGAAUGAUCGUCCAUGGUCCCGCCUCAGCCCCCUAUGAUGAAGACCUCGGCACAAUCGUCCUGAGCGACUGGUUUCACCGCACCACCGACGAGCUCUAUAACGAGGCCGCCACCGCCGGCGCGCCCGGCGCGCAGACAGGCCUGAUCAACGGUACAGGAAUGUACAACGGCGGCGGCUCCCGCUUCAACACAGCCUUCGAGGCCGGCAAGUCCUACCGCAUGCGCCUCGUCAACGCCGCCAUCGACACCCACUGGAAGUUUAUGAUUGACAACCACACCCUCGAGAUCAUCGCGGCCGACUUUGUCCCUAUCAACCCCUACAACGCUACCGCCGUCUCUAUUGGCAUUGGCCAGCGCUAUGACGUCAUCGUCCGCGCGGACCAGGCUUCCAGCGACUACUGGCUCCGCGCCAUCCCCCAGCUCACCUGUAGCGCAAACGAGAACACGCUCGACAUCAAGGGCAUCGUCCGCUACGACUCGUCUUCUACCGCCGACCCCACGAGCGAGGCGCACACCUACGAGGACGACUGUCUCGACGAGAGCAUGUCCACCCUCGUGCCCGUUGUCGCUCUCGAGGCCGGCCAGCAGACCUACGACGACACCCUCACCAUCGGUCUCCAGACCAUCAGCAGCCAGUUUAAAUGGACUCUGAACAACAAUACCUUCCUCUCCGACUGGGACUACCCUACCGUCGAACAGGUACUGGAGGGCAACGACACCUACUCCGUCCAGCAGAACAUUGUCCACCUCGACCAGGCCAACGUCUGGGUCCACUUCAUCAUCCAGAACCCCAUCGGCCUCGCCCACCCCAUCCACCUCCACGGCCACGACUUCUGGGUCCUCGCCCAGGGCACGGGCACCUACGACUCCUCCAUCGCGCUGCAGACCGUCAACGCGCCCCGCCGCGACGUCGCCAUGCUCCCCGGCUCCGGCUACCUCGUCAUGGGCUUCUACACUGACAACCCGGGCGUCUGGCUGAUGCACUGCCACAUUGGCUGGCACACUUCCCUCGGCUUCGCGCUCCAGCUCAUCGAGCGUCCCAACGAGAUCGCAGCCAUCACCAAUGCCGACACCCUCAACAACACCUGCGCCAACUGGAGAACCUAUGCUGAGGCAGAAUCCGUUCACCAGGAGGACUCUGGUGUCUAA
Messenger RNA from Colletotrichum orchidophilum, 1692 nucleotides. RefSeq names its product multicopper oxidase. Bases 1 to 1692 code for a protein of 563 amino acids. The record is from RefSeq and is a predicted model, not a curated record. NCBI's taxonomy places the organism in Eukaryota, Fungi, Ascomycota, Sordariomycetes, Glomerellales, Glomerellaceae. The transcript is spliced from 5 exons. Gene Ontology annotation, molecular function: oxidoreductase activity; copper ion binding.